AUAUAUAUAUAUAUACAAAUACUUACACAUAUACGCAGGCGCAACGCACAUUUGCAUAUCCGAAUGCGCUAUCCCAAGGCCGCGACUUUAUUCUGCCCCGCCAAAUCGACGGAUAUACGAUGUUUCUCCCUCUUUCUCUCUUGCGCGGACGUCCUUCGAGUUUAUGAUUUUUUUUUCGUCAUUUUCCAACGCCUGAUUAAAUAAUUGUUGCACUAUAAGCGCGCGAUUCUCCUAUACAUGACACGUGACGUAUGCACGUAUGACGUGUCAUCAGGGCUGUAUUAAGAUGUUUUGUUGCGACGAAGAUUGGAGCAUCGCAAAGCAUGAUAGAACUGAGUGCGAAAGAUAAGAUUAAUUACAGUUUUGAUGUGAUGGAUGUAUAACACAAUGCACAGUCGAUGAAGGUUCCUCUAAGCGCAUUCGUACGCACCGCGCGGAUGUACGUGGACGAUCGAGUAAGGGGACGUCCAUGACGAAGGUUAUGGGAUAACCGGAUAACCAAAUCGGAUCGCGAAAGUUUCUCAUUUCGUUAAAAGUAUGGGAAACUUUAUGGGUGACAUCGUGAUCUGCCUGCUGGUACUACUUUCAGUCAGUGUCGUAUUUGGAAUCAGCGAGGUCAUCAAAUCAUUCACAAAUAAUGGAGAAGAUAUUCUUAAGACGUCUACGUACAGUUGGAUUGUUCGAUUAUGUUUAAAUCUAUUGGGAUAUGCCACUAUAUUGUUGCCAGGUUGCCUUACAUACAAAUAUGUACGCUAUACAAAAUAUAUUCAAAGGGGUGGGAAAAGCUCUAUCUCUAGAUUGGUGCAUUCAUGUUUUAUGGGACACUGUGAGACGGGUCUUUUGGAUUCGCCUUCAUAUACUCCCAAUGCUUCCGCACAUGUCCAACGGACUUUUACUCAAGAUGCCCUACUCCUAAUGUAUUGUUUCCUUGGAUUGCAAAUCAGUUAUUUAACAUGGGGCUAUUUACAAGAAAAGAUAAUGACACAAGAAUAUGAAGAUGCUUCUGGCAAUAAAGCACGGUUUCAAGAUUCACAAUUCUUGGUGUUUGUAAAUCGUAUUCUUGCCUUUAUCAUGUCGGGAAUAUAUUUACUUAUACAACGUCAGCCACAGCAUAAGACUCCGUUAUAUAAGUACGCGUUUUGUUCUCUGUCAAAUAUCAUGAGUAGUUGGUGUCAAUACGAAGCUCUGAAAUAUGUCAGUUUUCCAUCGCAGGUUUUGGCCAAAGCUUCGAAAAUUAUUCCUGUUAUGAUAAUGGGAAAAAUAGUUUCACAUACAACAUAUGAAUAUUACGAGUAUGUCACCGCGAUUCUUAUUUCCAUCGGAAUGACUCUCUUUAUGUUGGACAGUUCUGAUCAUAAAAAUGACUUACAAACGCUUUCAGACGGAGCUACAACACUCUCUGGUGUUAUAUUAUUGGGAGGCUACUUAUUAUUAGAUAGUUUUACGAGUACCUGGCAAAAUGCACUUUUUAUAGACUAUGGUGUAACAAGCGUACAAAUGAUGUGUGCAGUUAAUAUGUUUUCCUGUCUGCUGACUGCAAUGUCUUUGUUUCAGCAAUCAAGCUUUCCACUAAUAUUCUCUUUUAUGACAACGUACCCUAGGUUUAUAAUUGAUUGCUUGCUGAUAUCAAUUUGCUCAGCAAGCGGACAGUUGUACAUCUUUUACACCAUUUCUAAAUUUGGAUCGAUUACAUUUGUCAUUAUGAUGACUAUUCGUCAGGGUUUGGCAAUACUAUUGUCUUGCUUAAUUUAUCAUCACGAAAUCACAGUAAUCGGAGUAUUCGGUAUACUGUUGGUAUUCGGCUCAGUAUUUUUACGAAUUUAUUGUAACAAUCGAUUACGGGCAAUUAGAAGACGAAGGGCCGCGGCAAAUAGUAUAAAACAUUAAGAGUUGUAUUACUUAGGCAGAAUUGCAAUUGUAACUGUAGAAUUCAAUUGUUCAUUGUAAUUGCUGUAGAUUAUAGGAUAGAAUUCUGUCACUGUAAUUAUUUCUAUUCUAGCCUUUUAUUGCAAGCAUCAAGAAUUCUAUCCUACGUUUGUAUAAUCAAUUUUUCGAGAUCGCGUAAUGUCUCUGUAUACUAUAUGUAUCACGAAUAUAUUCCUGAUAGUUUUGAUAGCUUUUAAUCGUACUGACUCUUUCAGAAAUAUAUUUAUUAUAAAAUGUAGUUACAUGAAGUGUAUGUCGCAUAUAUGUGUAAUAUGUAUUUUGAAAGAAAAGUACUUGGACGUAUGUGAUCUGAAAGAAAACACGUUGGCAUUAUAUCAUGUUCAUAUUAAUGUAAUGAGUGCUAUGCCAUUGUAUUAUUUAUUUAAAAAAAUAUUUAUUUUGAUAUAAAUACAUAUACAAACAAUCAUCUGUGUGUACAGCAAGCUUUUUUUCCACUAUAGCAAU
This is a messenger RNA of Nylanderia fulva, 2391 nucleotides long. RefSeq names its product adenosine 3'-phospho 5'-phosphosulfate transporter 1. NCBI's taxonomy places the organism in Eukaryota, Metazoa, Arthropoda, Insecta, Hymenoptera, Formicidae. Gene Ontology annotation, cellular component: Golgi membrane; endoplasmic reticulum membrane. Gene Ontology annotation, biological process: 3'-phosphoadenosine 5'-phosphosulfate transport; transmembrane transport. The record is from RefSeq and is a predicted model, not a curated record. Gene Ontology annotation, molecular function: 3'-phosphoadenosine 5'-phosphosulfate transmembrane transporter activity.